Molecule: messenger RNA, 911 nt
Organism: Eutrema salsugineum
Lineage: Eukaryota; Viridiplantae; Streptophyta; Magnoliopsida; Brassicales; Brassicaceae
Product: ras-related protein RABD1
Exons: 8
Coding region: 163-777 (204 amino acids)
Biological process (GO): protein secretion; regulation of exocytosis
Molecular function (GO): GTP binding; GTPase activity
Source: RefSeq, a predicted model, not a curated record
UUUGAAGUCGUGGGCUUCAAUGUUCAUGGCACUUAAUUGACACGCCUAAACCAAAGCUUUUCUUUACCCCAAAGAGAAAAGAGAGAAAGCGUUUUCUUAGAGAAAAUUUUCCACACAUCGUCAUCGAAUCAAAUCGAAAGCGCACUAUAGCUUUGAGAAAUCAUGAGCAACGAGUACGAUUAUCUGUUCAAGCUUUUGUUGAUCGGUGACUCGUCUGUUGGAAAAUCGUGCCUGCUUCUUCGAUUCGCUGAUGAUGCUUACAUUGACAGUUACAUCAGUACCAUUGGUGUUGACUUCAAAAUUAGGACGAUUGAGCUGGACGGGAAGACGAUUAAGCUGCAGAUCUGGGAUACUGCUGGGCAGGAGCGUUUCAGGACCAUCACUAGCAGCUACUACAGAGGAGCUCAUGGAAUCAUCAUUGUGUAUGACUGUACUGAGAUGGAAAGCUUCAACAACGUGAAGCAGUGGUUGAGUGAGAUCGAUAGAUAUGCUAAUGAAAGUGUAUGCAAGCUUCUUAUCGGUAACAAAAAUGAUAUGGUUGAAAGUAAAGUUGUUUCCACCGAAACUGGAAAGGCCUUAGCAGAUGAGCUUGGAAUUCCCUUUCUUGAGACCAGUGCUAAGGAUUCUAUCAACGUCGAACAGGCAUUCUUAACUAUUGCUGGCGAGAUCAAGAAGAAAAUGGGGAGUCAGCCGAAUGCAAACAAGGCAUCUGGAAGUGGAACUGUCCAAAUGAAAGGCCAGCCAAUCCAACAGAACAAUGGCGGCUGCUGCGGUUAGUAGUUAAGCAAGUGUUAUCAAAAACUAUGUGAUACUUUUCUUUUCUUUUAUUUGUUUUACUAUGUGUUUUGAAAACCAAUGGCUGUCUAAAACGACUGUGAACUUUAAUAUUUCAUGUCACUGUGUCCGUAUAA